This is a messenger RNA of Globicephala melas (long-finned pilot whale), 534 nucleotides long. RefSeq names its product cerebellar degeneration-related antigen 1-like. Lineage: Eukaryota; Metazoa; Chordata; Mammalia; Artiodactyla; Delphinidae. The record is from RefSeq and is a predicted model, not a curated record.
GACAUGGAGAUGCUGGAAGACGUGGAGAUGUUGGAAGACGUGGAGAUGCUGGAAGACACAGAGAUGCUGGAAGACGAGCAGAUGCUGGAAGCCCUGGAGAUGCUGGAAGACCUGGAGAUGUAGGAAGACAUGGAUUUUCUGGAAGACAUGGUUUUUUUGGAAGACGUGGAUUUUCUGGAAGACACCCCUUUGUUGGAAGACAUGGAUUUUCUGGAAGACGCACCUUUUUUGGAAGACGUGAAUUUUCUGGAAGACGCACCUUUGUUGGAAGACAUGGAUUUUCUGGAAGACACGGCUUUGUUGGAAGACGUGGAUUUUCUGGAAGAUGCCGCUUUGUUGGAAGACGUGGAUUUUCUGGAAGACGCACCUUUGUUGGAAGACAUGGAUUUUCUGGAAGACGUGGAUUUUCUGGAAGACAUGGGUAGGCUGGAAGACAUGAAUUUGAUGGAAGACACAGUUUUGUUGGAAGACAAGGGUUUGCUGGAAGACAUGGAUCUCCUGGAAGACGUGGAUUUUCUGGAAGCCAGGAUUUGA